CGGCUGGGAGGCCCAUAAGAGCGCGGCGGGGUGCAGCGCCCCGCACUUCUCCCUCCGGCCGCCUCCAGUCGCCCCCAGCGCCGCCAAGCAGCAUGACCGAGCGCCGCGUGCCCUUCUCGCUCCUGCGGAGCCCCAGCUGGGAGCCCUUCGCCAACUGGCCCUCGGCACACAGCCGCCUCUUCGACACGGCCUUCGGGCUGCCGCGGCUGCCCGAGGAGUGGUCGCAGUGGCUCGGGUCCAGCGGCUGGCCCGGCUACGUGCGCCCGCUGCCCGCGGCGCCCGUGGACUGCGCCCCGGCCGUGGCCGUGGCCGCGCCCGCGCCCGCCUACAGCCGCGCGCUCAGCCGGCAGCUCAGCAGCGGCGUCUCGGAGCUCCGACACACGGCUGACCGCUGGCGCGUGGCCCUGGACGUCAACCACUUCGCCCCCGAGGAGCUGACGGUCAAGACCAGGGACGGCGUGGUGGAGAUCACCGGCAAGCACGAAGAGAGACAGGACGAACACGGCUACAUCUCCCGCUGCUUCACUCGCAAAUACACGCUGCCCCCCGGUGUGGAUGCCGCCCAGGUCUCCUCCUCCCUGUCUCCCGAGGGCAUGCUCACCGUCGAGGCCCCCAUGCCCAAGCCCGCUACCCAGUCGUCUGAGAUCACCAUCCCCGUCACCUUCGAGUCAAGAGCCCAGCUCUCAGGCCCGGAAGCUGGGAAAUCCGAGCAAGCUGCCGCCAAGUGAACAGCUCUCAGGGACCACUGCCCACCCCCACCCCAGGAACCUGUCCCUUCCCGCCCCAGCCUCAUUGCUCUUUUGAUACGUCCCUCUUCCGUUUUUCUCAAAUAAACUUGGAUGCAC
This is a messenger RNA of Sorex fumeus (smoky shrew), 845 nucleotides long. RefSeq names its product heat shock protein family B (small) member 1 (gene HSPB1). The transcript has 3 exons. NCBI's taxonomy places the organism in Eukaryota, Metazoa, Chordata, Mammalia, Eulipotyphla, Soricidae. Gene Ontology annotation, molecular function: protein folding chaperone. Gene Ontology annotation, biological process: protein refolding; response to heat. The record is from RefSeq and is a predicted model, not a curated record. The coding region runs from base 93 to 728 and encodes 211 amino acids.